Drosophila suzukii is the source of this 1492-nucleotide messenger RNA. RefSeq names its product gamma-Tubulin at 37C (gene gammaTub37C). Gene Ontology annotation, molecular function: structural constituent of cytoskeleton; GTP binding. Gene Ontology annotation, cellular component: microtubule; cytoplasm; gamma-tubulin complex. The record is from RefSeq and is a predicted model, not a curated record. NCBI's taxonomy places the organism in Eukaryota, Metazoa, Arthropoda, Insecta, Diptera, Drosophilidae. Gene Ontology annotation, biological process: microtubule nucleation; meiotic spindle organization; mitotic sister chromatid segregation.
UCCUCAGUUAGCAUUUAUUAAACAGUUAGAAUUCGGUGAAAGAAAAGAUCAAAGAUAACGAAAAAAGGCGGCUUAAACUUAAACGAAAUGCCAAGUGAAAUUAUUACCCUUCAGUUGGGCCAAUGCGGCAAUCAAAUUGGCUUUGAGUUCUGGAAGAGAUUGUGCCUGGAGCACGGGAUCUCACCAGAUGGCGUCCUCGAAGAUUUUGCAACCGAUGGACAGGAUCGAAAGGAUGUGUUCUUCUAUCAGGCGGACGACAAUCACUAUAUACCGAGGGCCGUGCUUAUUGACUUGGAGCCGCGAGUCAUCAACAAUAUCAUGACCUCUCCGUACUCCAAGCUGUACAACCAGGAAAAUGUGUAUCUUUCAAAACACGGUGGCGGUGCAGGCAAUAACUGGGCCUCUGGUUUCAGCCAGGGCGAGAAGGUUCAGGAGGAGGUCUUCGACAUACUGGACCGCGAGGCAGAUGGCAGCGACUCGCUGGAGGGAUUUGUUUUGUGCCACUCGAUUGCAGGCGGAACAGGCUCCGGAAUGGGAUCGUAUGUUCUGGAACGGCUUUCCGAUCGAUUUCCCAAGAAGCUUAUCCAGACGUACAGCGUGUUUCCCAAUCAAGACGAGAUCAGCGACGUCGUUGUCCAGCCAUAUAACUCGAUCCUUACCCUAAAGCGACUAACCAAGUGCGCUGAUAGCGUGGUUGUGCUGGAUAAUACCGCCUUGAACCGCAUCGCCACCGAGAGGCUGCACAUCCAGACGCCCACUUUCACACAGAUCAAUAAUCUGGUGUCCACCAUUAUGAGCUUGAGCACUACCACGCUGAGAUAUCCCUCUUAUAUGAACAACAACCUGAUCGGACUAACGGCUUCACUUAUUCCAACGCCCCAGCUGCACUUUCUGAUGACUGGAUAUACUCCACUGAUCACUGAUUAUGAGACCAAAACAAACGUUCGAAAGACCACUGUGCUGGAUGUGAUGCGUCGCCUUUUGCAGCCCAAGAACAUGAUGGUCUCCGCCACGAGUGACAAACAGAACCGCCACUGUUUCGUCUCCAUACUGAACAUCAUCCAGGGAGAGGUGGAUCCUUCGCAGGUGCACAAGUCGCUGCAGCGCAUACGAGAGCGAAAGCUGGCCAACUUUAUCCCCUGGGGUCCGGCCAGCAUCCAGGUGGCUCUGCCGCGUAGUUCACCGUAUGUGCAAUCGGCCCAUAAGGUCUCCGGACUGAUGAUGGCCAAUCACACGGGAAUCAGUGCUCUCUUCAAGAGAGCCCUAGCCCAGUAUGAUAAGCUGAGGAAACGCAACGCCUUUCUGGACAAUUUCCGGCGCGAGUCCAUGUUUAAGGAGGACCUGACCGAAUUGGACUUCGCACGGGACACGGUCGACUGCCUGGUGCAGGAAUACGAGGCGGCCACCCAGAUCGACUAUCCCCAGUGGAGUCCGCGCAUCGAAGCUUCCAAAGCCGGUUAACUUUCUACGUAUUUCAACAUUUUUCUGUUUA